Molecule: messenger RNA, 1460 nt
Organism: Soboliphyme baturini
Lineage: Eukaryota; Metazoa; Nematoda; Enoplea; Dioctophymatida; Soboliphymatidae
Source: the annotation of a GenBank genome assembly
AUGCAGGUACAUAUUUUUUCGCUCAUCGUCUGGUGCAACGUCUCUACAAUUUCAGAGUCGGUCUGCAUCAACGCGCAGGACGCCGGUCAUCGUUGCAAUGGCUACGCACCGGUCACUAGCUACUACUUUGAUCCUGUGGCUGAGAAAUGUCGCAGCUUCAUGUUCAACAGCUGUGGAGGUAACCUGAAUCGCUUCCUCGACGAGCGGUUGUGUUCGUCAUUCUGUUUACCGUAUGUCUAUAAACAUGCGCCUGAUAUUUUCAUUGAAGAGUUGGUAUGCGGUCAACAUGCCGAUUCAGGGUCGAAAUGUGGCUUUGCUCAGAUCCGCUUCCACUUUGACGUAAAAAAGGGAUCCUGCCAACCUUUCACUUUCCUGGGCUGUGCCGGAAACGAAAACAACUUUGUGUCACAAAAGUCGUGUGCCGCGUUUUGCCCCGAAAAUGUUGCGUGUCCGAAUGGUCAGAUCCCUCUCCGGGCAGCUGACACCGGCUGGCCAAAGACUUGCGAUGAACGCAAUGCCUCAAGCUGUCCUCAGGGAUAUUCGUGCCAGACGAACCUCGCCGGCGCCAACGUUUGUUGUUUGUCGCUGCCGGUUUGUGCCAGCGGUCGAACUGCGCUUCGGAACAACGAAACCGGCCAGCACGUGCGUUGCAAGCCCGACCGAUUUGCGUGGUGCCCCGAGGAGUACACUUGCGAACUCAUUCCUCAGAUGGACUACUACUGCUGCAGAGAUCCUGGGUUGAACGAAACGUGCCCACGGGACAGCAGCCCACUGCGCUCUCGCAGUGGAAAGGCGACCGUACAGUGUUUCGGCGGCAACCGAGGCUGCCCGGUAAACUACUUUUGCCAUUUCAACAAAAUCUACAGUCAUCACUACUGCUGUCUAGACACGCGAGAGGACCAAAAAUGUCCGGACGGCUCCGAAGCACUGCUCGACCGAUGGUCAGCGGUACCGAAGGUUUGCAAUCCGUAUCGCAGUCUGUCUUGCCCGGACUACUAUCGAUGUGUUUAUAACCCAAGUACUGGCAAUUUCCAAUGCUGCUACGCCGAGCUUGGGGCCCGGUCUAAAGACGCAGCGCCAGAAGAUAUGAUGAAAAGAAGCUCGUGCCUGUUCGGUCUGGAGGCAGUGAUCGACAACGCUACUAAUCUGCCCGUUGUCUGUUCGACCCACUUCCCCGGCGUCUGCCCGUUUUCGUCCAUCUGUCAGUACAGUCCAAAGUUUUGGCAGUUUGUCUGCUGUACGGAGAUCGUCCAACGAAUCGCCGUAACGAAGGCUCUGACAUCUUACUUUCCUGGACAACAAGGCUGUUCCACGGACAAACAAUGCUCUUCGGUGUUCCACAGGGCGUACUGUCGAAACCAGACCUGUCACUGUCCGUCUGAUCUCCUGCGUUACGAAAACAUCUGUGGUAAGGUCUUGGCUUUGAAAAUUAAACGACCACGCAGAAAGCGUCAAUAAUG